Molecule: messenger RNA, 789 nt
Organism: Mytilus trossulus (common blue mussel)
Lineage: Eukaryota; Metazoa; Mollusca; Bivalvia; Mytilida; Mytilidae
Product: putative deoxyribonuclease TATDN2
Exons: 1
Coding region: 1-789 (262 amino acids)
Molecular function (GO): hydrolase activity, acting on ester bonds
Source: RefSeq, a predicted model, not a curated record
AUGUCUGUUGAACAAUACCUCCAGGAAAAAUUAAUUCCACAGCCAGAUAUUGCAGUAGAGGUGAUUGGAGGAGUACUAGUAUACUGCGAUCCGGAUACAUAUCCGCAAGUGUUACCAGACACCUCAAAAUGGAAGAUAGCCAUAGGGCUGCAUCCAAAAGCUGCACCCUAUUUUAGCAAUGACCAGUUUACAGCAAUGCAGGAGGCAUUGAGUGACAUGCGUGUAUCUGCACUGGGGGAAAUCGGGUUAGACAGGACCGUCAACCAAGUACACUGGAUGUCCCAGGAAAAGAUUUUUGAUAAAUUGUUAGGAUUGGCUAGACCAAACAAACCAGUGAUUCUACAUUUGCGUGGCCAGGCCACGGAGACAAUGUCAGACGCUGUGUAUACUAGAGCGUUGGAAAUUGUGCAGAACAAUUGUGAGCCGGAGCAGAAAAUUCAUCUCCAUUGUUUCCAUGGGAGUGCGAGACAAGUGGAUAUUUGGCGUCGCGCUUUUCCGAACACUUAUUUCAGCUUUUCUUUAAAGGUCAAAAAUUUCCAUGAAGAUCAGAUACUGGCAGCCAGGAAUGUCCCAAACCAUCGUAUUUUGAUUGAGACAGAUUCACCAUAUUGUACUAUCCCAUCCAACAUACGGAUUAAUAAUCCGCGUAGGAUUGGACAAGUAGCAUUGAUUUUAGCAGGUAUCAGGAGCCACCCUGUGGCCGAGAUAUUUGCUCUCACAAGGAAAAAAUGGAAAAAGCCUAUAUGGCUAAAUAGUGGACUGCUAUGUACAAUGUAUGUAUUGGUGUAA